This is a messenger RNA of Colletotrichum godetiae, 1134 nucleotides long. RefSeq lists its product as uncharacterized. NCBI's taxonomy places the organism in Eukaryota, Fungi, Ascomycota, Sordariomycetes, Glomerellales, Glomerellaceae. The coding region runs from base 245 to 505 and encodes 86 amino acids. The record is from RefSeq and is a predicted model, not a curated record. The transcript has a single exon.
GUCACCCCUCGGCCCUCCACCGUCUACGCCGUCACGUCGUCCACACCGUCCUUCAUCUCACCGAGAAGUAUCUCGAGCUACCUUAGCCUCUCCUCCAAGGCCUCCAACUUCGUACUUUCAUGUCUCGCUUGCCAGAUCAUCUCCGUCUUCAGCCCGCCAAUGACACGCCAGCCUGCUGCAUCUCUUCAGCCACUGGCUCCUGUUGUCUGUUUCGCCGAGAAUAUGGUCUUUUCUUCUCAACCAAAUGCACGCUAGAACCUCACAGUUUUUCAUAGUAGUUUUUUUUGGGCUACACGACGCCUCUACCCGUAAAGAGUAUUCCCGCCCGGCUUUGCCUUUGUUGAUCGUUUCCUGCGUCAGUAUUCCCGAUGUCCCUGUUGAGAGUCAAGACCAAGGGGCCGCUGCAGAUCAUGUCAAGCUUCAGAUCUUGGCUCUCGUUCUCUGCAGACACCUACAAGUGCCACAGUACUGUGGCACCACACCCUCUGCGUCCUUGAAGGCUUGAACCUCGAAUACCUGACUCAGAAAAUAAUGUGCGCCAGCCAAGUGUAGCUAUGUGUACUCCGUACGGAAUAUUGUCUCUUAGAUCCUAUGGCGGAACCUGGCCGACAAACACGUCAUAUCAUGAUGGAUGAGACGCGCGAGACUGACCCAAAGAAACACUCGACACGACAAGGAUAUCAGUUGGCUCGUUAGUACGGAGUAGAGGACAUCAUCAAGUAUUCGCAUAUCCUGACAUUGUACAAACACGCUGGGGCACCUUGACUCGUCCCGCUUGCGUACUCAUCUCGCACUUUGAAGCAUUAGUCUGAAAGACUUGGGGUCUCGAGACAAAACGAAUGCUCCGUCAAAGAAACUGAUACGGUGGUGGAUAGACGGCACAAUCUCACCCUCAUCUCUUGGCUUGGCCCCUCUGCCCCUUGGUCUGUGGCCUCUAUCGUUUCCUCCUCCUGGAUCUUGGCAGGCUGUGCCAAAGGACCAACCCUGCAAUCAAAUACGGACGCUACCCGUUCUGCCCAGAAGGCCCGUCCGGAUAUUGCUGGAUGCAAUAGGACCUCGGAUGAUGAACCACGGUUACACAGUCCACAGCCUUUUUAACUGGGCACCUCGUCAGUGUCAUCCUUGAAUCUGGAU